AUGGCCUCCACCGAGGAUCACAAACAGGCCUUGGUGUCGAGUUGCUUCACUACGCAGAAGGGCUUUCAGAAGCGAUCGCGGCGGCAAGGUCCGGCAUUGAAUCUCUUCGACACCCAGUGGAAGGCCAUCAACGAAGAUACUAACUAUGCAGUCGGAUCAGAUAUCCAGCUUCAGGAAGCUCUCAACCAAGGAGUUGUCAGUGUGAUUCUUCGCCACUCGACCCCUCGUCCAGUCCGAGCAAAGAUUGCCGACUUGCUGAAUGCCAAACGGGAGUUCAUGUGGACUCUGGAUGAAGAUGGUACCGUGGACACUGGAAACUCGAUCGAAAACACUGACUACUGCUCUCACUUCGAAUGGCUGAGCAAGGGCAUGGACGCAGAACAGGUCAACUGCUUGGUCCGAACGCACUUGGGCAUCAAAGACAGCAAGCGCAUUCUGGGCUGA
This is a messenger RNA of Durusdinium trenchii, 444 nucleotides long. The record is from the annotation of a GenBank genome assembly. Lineage: Eukaryota; Dinophyceae; Suessiales; Symbiodiniaceae.